Messenger RNA from Mercenaria mercenaria, 1630 nucleotides. RefSeq lists its product as uncharacterized. The transcript is spliced from 4 exons. NCBI's taxonomy places the organism in Eukaryota, Metazoa, Mollusca, Bivalvia, Venerida, Veneridae. Bases 70 to 1614 code for a protein of 514 amino acids. The record is from RefSeq and is a predicted model, not a curated record.
AGUAUGUAAAGGCAAUAGAGGAACGAUAAUUGUAUAAAAGUUCAGCCGCAGUCGGAUGAUGAUACUUCAAUGGGUGGGGCAUUACACAAAAUGAAAUCAUGGAAGGCUGAAGGCAGUCAGUCGCCCGCCAAGUCUGAUAAAAGUUUGUCCCCAAAUGGCAAACUACCGGUAUCACCUAGUAGAAGUUACCCUCCGAAUGGAACUCACUUUACUUAUGAAAAGGCAAAACUAAAAGCUCUGUCACAGAACAAAGCUGGAAAGAGAAAAGAUUCUACUGCAUCUGCAGUGGGACAAAAAAGGAGAAACUUGAAAAGAAAACUAGAAGACAUUGAGAGCACAGACAUGCGUCCAAAAAGAAGAAGGGUGAAUUCGUCAGAUAGAAAACUGUUGAAGCAGUUAGAUGGUGCAAGUAAUAAGACGGACGUGCUGGAUGCUCGAGAGAUUAUUGUAGCUAGGAGAGCCGGUAGACUAGAAAAUGAGAAAAUGUCCUUUAGAAAGGAUAUACUUGAAAACAAGGAAGAAGAAAAUGUUGAAAAACAGAGAAGCAAAGAAAAAUUGAAGUUGAACAAUAUGCAGCGAGUAAGAUCAAGUCAUGAUGACUAUGAUGGCAUGAAUAAAUUAGACAAAUCCACAAUCAAGAUUGUUGACCAGAAUCUUAACCAUAUAACAGAAAGUAUUAAUAGAGAAAAUUUAAAAGAAAUAUAUUCUAAAAAAAUACAAGAUGCCAGUGACUCCAGUCCUUUUAAAGGUCAAAUGAGUGCUUUCGAAAUUUCAUUGCUGAAAGGAAAGCAAAAUCUCGAGAGAAGGAAAAGUAUUGAGUCUGCCACCCUGAGGUCCUCUCCAAGAAUGAAUGCCAAUGUGCCUAAACCAGACUAUCGGGAGAAAAAGAGAAAUAAAAGUAGGCUAUCUUUAGCCUCGUCUUUGGACCGCCAGGAGUUAUUAGAUAAAAAGACUAAGAGAAAUAUUAAGAAGACUCGUAAAAGGACGAGGACUGUAGAUGUAGUUGGUUCUUUAUCGCCAAGUUCAGUAGAGAACAAAAUUGUAAAGCCAGUACCAAAGCGGAGGAAAUCCAAAGUGAGCAUAAAGGCUGCUGUAAGUUUGAACACAGAGAAAACUAUCAAGUUUAGGUUAAAUGGAUCUCCGAAGCUCAAGACUCUACCCACACGACUUUCACUAGACAGUUUAUCAGGGACCAGUGACCAGCAUCAGGGAUCUGCAUUUACAUCAUUACAUAAACAAAUCAUGCCCAACAAAGUCUCAGGUACCCCAACAGCAUUAAAUUCACCUGCAAUCAUCAGCUCAGACAGUAAGUCCUCAACAUGCUUCAACAAGCCUCUCGAACGUCCUAACACACUUCCUGUCAACAAAUGUGAUAGUCCAAGAAAAUGUGAGAAUCUAUCCGACCACUGUUACACUAAAGCAACAGAGACAGCCAAGACCAAGAAUGAGCAAAUGAGCAAAUCUAGAAGUAAGAAGAGCCUGGAAGAAACUGUGAACAUGCUGCGUCGUAAUACAAGUGCCAAAUGUAAAGAAAUCACUCACGGGAAGUUGUCAUUGACACCUUCUAGAUCAGAAAGUCGCACAUCGCGCCGUUCCUCAGUCAAGCACUCCUAAUAGUCUCCAAUAAAGU